GCCCCCACGGCACGCCCGCCUCAGCCCGCUGGCGUCUUCGGGCCUAGCAACCGAGGCAGCACGGAGAGCUGCGGGAUGUCGUGCGGUCCCGCCAUUCAGCCUUCCCACCUCGGGUUGUGGUUUAGGUUCAGCACGGUCCGGGGAACGAAGCGGCGCCACCGCGGACACACACUCUGCCGCAGGCCGCCCUGGCAUCGCUGCGGGGCUGUGCGGUGCCGGCGAGGGUGCGGGAGAGGCGGGUCGAAGUCCCGGGCCGGCUCAGCCGAGGGAGGAGCCGGGUCGCGCUGUCCCGCCCUCCGCACCUUGGUGUCCUGCCUGGCCCGGCUUCUGCUGCCCGGGGGCUCGCAGAGCUGGAGCAACCCACCAUGCCCGCUCUCGGUCUCCGUGCGUUUUCGCUCCCACGUGCACACCGAGCUUGGUUGUGCGCGAAGGUUCACUGGGCUGCGGGGCAUCCUGCCCUCCAGGAACGUGCCCUCGGCGUGGGCCGCCUGGUGUCCCCCCCAGGCUUGUUCCUGCUGCUUGUCUAGUACCUGUCGGCUGUUUCCCGCUGCCCUCGCUCAGCCCCUACUCUCCCAUUGCCUCCACGCAGCCCGAGUCUUCCCGAACAAGUUCCAGCCCUAUCCUAGACGUCAGGCGUUUCUAAGAGCCAGCGGAUGCAUUCAAAGAGGAUCUCACUUCAUAGUCCUGGCUGUCCUGAAACUCACUAUGCAGACCAAUUUGGCACGGAACUCACAGAAAUCUGUCUGCCUCUGCCUUCCCAGUGCUGGGAUGAAAGCUUUCUCACACAGUUGGAAGAGCAGCGGCUCUUCAGAAAUCCUCCAGGCCUUCAGUGCCGGACAGGACUGCUGAGGUGAUCAGCCUCCUGGACCACCAGUUUCCCAGUGACUCAGACUCUGUGAUGUACAGACAGCUCUGCUGGACCACCUAGAGUCUAACGGUAAGCCAAUCUAAUAGAUGCCCUUUGUAAGAUGUUCUACUGGUUUUUACACAGAACCCCGACUAGUACACUAGCCAAAGACAGAGAUGCUAGCCCUCAGAAACGGACAUUCUGUCACUGAUUUGUGACAACUUGAGCAAAUACGUGAUAAUAUACACUAAGUAAAUGGAAGAAAUUGCUCCCUAAUAGCAAAAUACAGUUGACAAAUGUUGAGGAAUAAGGAAAUUAAAAGAAAAAUAAUUACUCGGCAACUUUUAGGGUAAAAUCUCAAGCAAGGCGGCUAAGAGCACAUAGCUAAACUGGAUGACAUGCUAUUUAUGUGGUCUCAGAGUAUCCCUUUACAGAAGGCUUAAUAUGAAAGUGCCUGUUGGUUAUGAAGGGGAAACAGUGGCUUCACGGUGUUGCUCAGGUUAUUGCAGCAUCGAAGGGACAGAUGGACGGUGCGUCCCUCCUGCCAUCGGGUGUCAGAAGAGCAGCACUGCCCACAGUAUUCCAGCCACCUGCACAUUCCCAGUCUAAGGAGGACGUACCACGCUCAGACUGAGGGGCUUCCGUAAGCCAGUAGCCAAUACAAUCACAAACCACGAAGGCCAAGGAAGGAGUAAGGCGUGGUUCUAGGCGGAGACUCAAGAAAGUGGGACCACCGAAGCAACACAGGAUCCUGUUCUGCAGCUUCCAGCUAUGAAGGGUGUGACCAGGCAGCCGGGUGUGAGUAGGAUGAAAUUAUUUACAGUGCUUUCAUAACCUUUCUAUUAGUAUGAAAUUAUUUACAAAAUCCAAAGCACCAGUUAACUUUUGUUCAAAAACUUUUAUUUACUAUAAAGACAAAACACCAAAAUAGGUACAAAUACUAUAAAAUUGGUUCAAAGGGGUAAAAAUUUUAAUUAAAAUAUCUCGAUAUAUUUAAAAUAACAAAGGAUACAUUUAAGCCAAAUUUUCUUAACCCAGAGGUUUUUUGUAGCAUUUGCUUACACAGUAAGGUGCUAAUAGGAGUUAGCCCUUAAGCCCUGGAAGUCUUAGGAAUCAUAGUCACACAGCACAUAGAAUGUCAUUGUGAGAGUGAACUUUGGUAGAAGAAAAAUCUAUAGGACACCUGAGGUAGUAGAAACUGGAAUAAACAGCAGUAGACGUUAUUUACAACUUGAGUACCAAAUAACAUUAAAAACACAAAAAUAAUUACACAGUACAAUUUUCAGUCCAGCUUUGAUCCAAAGAAAAUAAGAAUAUUACAUCACAUUUGCAUCAAAAACAAAACACCACAAUUACCAGCAAGCUGAGGGAACUGCACACAAACUCAAACACAGUGGAUCUUGACAUCUGGAGACGGUUUGAGUCUGAAAUGUGGUGGGCAUGUUGAUCUACACAGUAAUACUGAUUAGCUGAGGUUCCUCAGUUUAUACAGUUUACACCUCUGUCAGACAGUGUGAAUCUGACCAAUGAUCUUCCAGUACAUACAAUGGCAAGAGUGCAUCCUUUAAAGCUUGCACACGAGACUCGGAAACAAUCUUAUUAGAACUGUGAAAAUUCUAAGUAGUCAAAAAGUAAAAAUAAAAAGAAAAUAAAAAAAGAAGUCAAGUACAACACAUUUAGCAUUACCAAACUUCACAUUUCUGUAUUAUUUUUAACUCUUCAAAUAUUGCCAAUCUUCCCAAACAAAGGAAUGUAAAAUUUCACAGAAAAACUGUCUUUGAAAAUUAUCUGCAAUAUAUCCCUGUAAACUUAUCUUGGAACUUAUUUUACUUCCAAUUUGUGUUGUACAUGUCAAAUGUACUACAUAUAUAUAGCUUAUUUAGUUUAUCCUGAGUCUUUGAGAAUAACCAAUUCUAUUUCACACUGGCUUCUGAAGAGUUAAAACUUAACAUUUCAAAGUUACAUUUAAAAGCUAAUCAGUACUUGAUUUAAAAGACACACAUGCAAAGAUCUACCAUUUUCCUUCAGGAUUCCAUGCAUCUGAAUUCAUCUUGAGGUUAAGACAAUUAAAUAGUUGUGCAAAUUCCAGGAAUUAGUGUGUAAAUGAAAUUCAACUUUACUUUUCCGUCUGAACAUUUUUAAAAUGCAAAGCAAAUUGAUUGAUUGUUUGAAAACGUUGCUGAUUGGUAGGUGAGUCCAAGAGUUUUUCAGCCGGGUCUAGUAUAAAAACAUCGUGCAUGGUACAGGGAAACAGCAGUUCCGUUACGAUCGGUGGGAAUGAAUGAUGGAUUGUUACCAAGAGGAAGAUUUAAACGGCAGGA
Molecule: messenger RNA, 3168 nt
Organism: Peromyscus californicus insignis
Lineage: Eukaryota; Metazoa; Chordata; Mammalia; Rodentia; Cricetidae
Exons: 3
Coding region: 76-849 (257 amino acids)
Source: RefSeq, a predicted model, not a curated record